Molecule: messenger RNA, 534 nt
Organism: Cimex lectularius (bed bug)
Lineage: Eukaryota; Metazoa; Arthropoda; Insecta; Hemiptera; Cimicidae
Product: stress-activated protein kinase JNK-like
Exons: 1
Coding region: 9-473 (154 amino acids)
Biological process (GO): protein phosphorylation
Molecular function (GO): ATP binding; MAP kinase activity
Source: RefSeq, a predicted model, not a curated record
CAGAAUUUAUGAUGCGGCUGCAACCCACUUGGAAUUAUCACUUGGUUAGGAAUUAUGUGGAGAACCGGCCACGCUAUUCCGGGUUUCCAUUCGACAAACUUUUUCCUGAUGUGCUUUUCCCAUUAGACUCUAUUGACAACAGUCGUCUUAAAGCAAGCCAAGCUGACUUGCUCUCACAGAUGCUAGUUAUCGAUCCGGAAAAGAGAAUUUCCGUUACAUCAAUGUUUGGUACGAUGAAGGAGAAGUCAAUGCUCCUGCACCUAGUCCACUCAGUAGACGAACGUGAACAUUCAGUUGAACAGUGGAAGGAGCUUAUAUACCAAGAAGUCAUGGAGUAUGAACACUCACACAAUGGUAGCCAACAACCUCGUCCUUCUGCGUCGGCCGAGGACGAAUCGGCAGCUUCAAGAGGUAGAGCUGUUACAAAAUUCGUGCUUGUCAUUUGUCAUUUAUCAUCGAACGUUCUGGCCUGAUCGAGGGUUGUUUUCAAAAGCUGGUCUUAUGAGCAAUGCAACAUCUCCGCCCAUAACCUCA